Molecule: messenger RNA, 1123 nt
Organism: Vigna umbellata (rice bean)
Lineage: Eukaryota; Viridiplantae; Streptophyta; Magnoliopsida; Fabales; Fabaceae
Source: RefSeq, a predicted model, not a curated record
UUUAAGAAAGCACCAAAGAGAUCAAACAGGUUAUGAUAAAAUAGAAUAUCUUUUUUAAUUCAUUGAUCUUCAGUUCCAUCAUUUGCAAAUUGUAGUUAAAGAAACCGUUUAAAGACAAAAAACCGCCGAAAACCGUCAGAAAAUUUUAAACGGUUAAAACCCCAAAUUCAUCAUUUUGUUUUGAUUUCAUGAUUUGUUUCUCUUUGGCUAGAAUGGAUGAAAGAGAACCAGAAAUGGGCAUAAAAGUGUACAAUGCAACUCCACCAGCAGGGGAAGGAGGAACAAACAAGAACAAGCGUCGUGCAUUGAUGGCAAAGGGUGUUCAGAAAACGCUAUCCAAAACUUCUCUCCUCGGAAACUUCCUUCCCACGGGCACUCUCCUCACCUUCGAGAUGGUGCUGCCUUCAAUCUACAAGAACGGAGAGUGCAGCCACGUGCAGACCCUCAUGAUCAACUUCCUCCUCGCUGUCUGCGCCCUCUCAUGCUUCUUCUUCCACUUCACCGACAGUUUCCACGGUCCUGACGGAACCCUCUACUAUGGCUUCGUCACCACGCGCGGCCUCUCCGUCUUCAAGCCUUCUCUCCCCGCCGUGCCUGUGCCUCGCGACGACAAGUUCAAGGUGGGGUUCACCGACUUCGUCCACGCCGUCAUGUCCGUGAUGAUCUUCGUGGCCAUUUCCGUUUCCGAUCACAGGGUCACCAACUGUCUGUUCCCUGGGCGCGAGAAGGAGUUGGAGCAGGUUAGGGAGAGUUUUCCUCUCUUGGUCGGACUCCUCUGCAGUGGCCUGUUCCUCGUCUUUCCCACUUCCAGACAUGGAAUUGGUUGCAUGUCUGCCUAGUUGCAUGUCUGCCUAGUUCCUUCCGUUCCUUUCUUUAAGAUAUUGUCUUUUCUGUUUCAUCAAUAAAUAUUAGGGUUCUAAUGUAUAUAUCAUGUAUGAUUCUCUUCAUAAUAUAUGAUGUAUGAUUCUCUUCGUAACUGACAUUCUCAACAGUGUGUGUUCUCUAUUUUUUUCUGUACAUUAACAAAACUGGGAUGCUCACACAGCUCUCAAAGUUGGUGGAGUCUCGAGUUAGUACAGGGUCUGUGUUUCUUUGAGAUUUCAUGUGAUAAUUUUGAAGCCAA